This is a messenger RNA of Gambusia affinis (western mosquitofish), 3289 nucleotides long. It is a transcript of the gene stard7, whose product is annotated as StAR-related lipid transfer (START) domain containing 7. Bases 474 to 1697 code for a protein of 407 amino acids. The transcript is spliced from 8 exons. The record is from RefSeq and is a predicted model, not a curated record. Gene Ontology annotation, molecular function: lipid binding. NCBI's taxonomy places the organism in Eukaryota, Metazoa, Chordata, Actinopteri, Cyprinodontiformes, Poeciliidae.
CCUUAGGAGUGGGCGUGAAAGACACGAAAGGAAGAGGAGGUCAAAUGAGAUGGUAGAGUUUGGAAAGCGUGAGUCUGUCAUAAGGAGAUAUAACCAAGUUAAUAGACGUCUGGUGUGAUUAUAUCGUUUAUGUUGCACAUUUUUAUGUUUCAGUUCGAAUAUAAGAGUGGCGUCAGAGGGGUUUGGGUUCCUUUGUUUGAGGCGAAAUAGUUAGUAUGAAAGCCUGCUAGCUAAUGCUAACGACACAUGUAGCGUGUUCACACAGGGGUUGACAGCAAGAGUUGCUACCAGAGCGAAGUUAUGACUACUGCUAACUAAACCCCUGCUUCUUUAUACACACAGAGGUAAUCUAUGGUGGUUAUUUUUGAGACGUCCGGUUUGUUUAAAAAGUUAGCUGGGUAACGUUGCUGCUGCAUCGUCCUGCCAUUGGUAUUUAUCUCUGGGACCUUGUGUCACGGUCACAGCUGUCAGUCAUGUUUCACUCCGUGCCCCGACGUCCCAUCUGCGAGAUCGGAGUCAAUACAAUGCGGCUCCAGAGCAGCAGGUCUCUCGGGUGUACAGUGGAGGAGGGCAUGGAGAAAGUCCAGAGGUUCCCGAUGCUGGGCAGGAACUUGGGCCUGCUGCUCUCCUGGCUCCAGAGAGCAGGUGUGGGCUCCAACAGGGCCUCGGGUCAGAAGAAAAAAAAGGGACUGCUGUCCAUAUUUGCUGACCACUGUGGCUUUGUGACCGGUCAAAGGCUACGGCGGGCCUGCCAAGUGGGCGAGCUUUACUCCAACCUGUACUCCGAGCGGACCAGGUGGACCCUGGUUGGCAACAUUUGGCGCAGACUUCAGAACAAUCACGCCCCCACAGGGAAGCUUGUGGCGGCUCUGGCUGGGGUUUUCUUGUGGGAGAGUGAGAAGAUACAAGAUGAGGAAAUCCGCAGAUGUGGACUCGAGUUGGAAGCCAUGGAAGCUGUGAAAAAGCUAUGCACACAGACUAGCCAUAAGGCCGCGCACCAGGAAGGUGGCUGGGAAGUUGUGGUGGACAAGAAGGAUAUCAGAGUGUGGAAGAGGCAAAUUUCCAACACCCAGCUCUAUGAAUACAGAGUAUUGGGAUCCUACAACGAUGUCACACCGAGACAGUUCUUCAAUGUACAGUUGGACACUGAGUACAGGAAGAAGUGGGAUUCAUUGGUCAUCAAGCUUGAAGUGGUUGACAGGGACGUCAACACGGGCUCGGAAGUUGUGCACUGGGCGACACACUUUCCAUAUCCGUUGUUUUCAAGAGACUAUGUUUAUGUGCGGCGGUAUGAUGUUGACGUGGAAAAUAACAUGAUGGUCUUGGUAUCCAGAGCUGUGCAGCAUCCAAGAGUCCCAGAGACCCAAGAAUUUGUGAGGGUCCACUCAUACCAGUCAAAGAUGGUCAUUCGUCCUCAUAAGUCCUUUGAUGAGAACGGGUUUGAUUACUUGCUGACCUACAGUGACGAUCCACAGACGGUCUUUCCUCGUUACUGUGUGAGCUGGAUGGUGUCAAGUGGCAUGCCAGACUUUCUAGACAAGCUCCAUACUGCUGCCUUGCGGGCCAAGAACUUGGAGGUCGGGAUUCACGACUACACCGGCGUCAUCAAAUCCAGCGAGUCCAACCGUCAGCCGAGCCAGGAGCGCCUAGGUGCUGAAAACACACACACUGGUGGUCCUGGUCACAUCUACGCUUGAGACGGAAGUCGUCCAGGAGUCAACUCUGGCAUGUUUUAAUUUGCACUUGAGUCUGUUUGAAGUCCUCCAAUGAAACCUUUAGGGUACUGUUACAAAAGAACCCCUUAACUGUCACCCCAAACACACCCACAUGUAAGCCAAUGGGGCCAUAAGGACACCGGUGUCCUCAUGACAGUUAAGGGGUUUGCAGUCCAACAUGCAGACACACGUAGAUGCCGUUAUACAGUUUGUGAAUGAGGCAGCCAGAAUAUGAUGGAUGGCAUUACUAUCCUCGUGGAGACAAGGUGCAGACUGAUGAUGGUGGUACAGUUUUGGUAUCCAGCCAAUCCCGUGUCUCUCAUCAGUGUUUGGCAGUGGCGUGUCUUCUGUAACUAUAAGAUCCAGCCAGCUUUCCUGUUUGCGAAGAGGCUUUUGCCAAAGCACUGUUUCUCUCUCUUUUCUUUUUUCAAAGCUCCAUGGAAAGUCAUGUGGUUUGUCUUGACUUUGAUACAGGGAGGUGAAUAUGACUGAAUCCUGGUGGACUUUAUCACUGAAAUGCAAGGCCUUGACCCAAUGAACCCACUGCCUGAGGAAGAACUGUGGCCGCUGUGAGAAAUGCUUCACAAGAGGUUCCUGCAUUUCAUGGAUGAGGAGGUUGUAGUUUUUUUGCUGCACAAUAGGGUCAUUUUACUGGAUAAGGGGUUGUAUGUAAAAAAAAAAACAGAAAAAAAAGCUUUUUCUUUUUUUCUUUUUUUUUACAUACGAAGAAGAAAAACCAGAGUUUGUAGUCAUCUCAGUGUUCAAAGCUGCCAGCCUUCUGAAGAUAUUGCAGUCUUUCAGCAGUACAGGCAUAGUGUCUUACAAAAAACGCAUAAAUCCUCAUUAGAAAAGGUACUAAAGUGGUUGUAGUGAGGAGGUUGUACAAAAAGACAAAGCAGUACCCUGCAUAGACCGUGCCACAUGACAAUUUAUCUGGAUGUAUAUUUAAGUUCUCAUUUCAAAUCUUGUUUUUUGCCUUUCUCCGUUUAGUUUGUUUUCAGUCUGUGAGUUACGUGGUUUUCUCCUUUAGUGUAGAUCUGGCACGCUUAUCGUUUUUAUGUGCAAAAAGCUUCACAAUACCUAACCCGAGUUUCAAUUAUACAUUUUCUUUUUUUAUGCAGGUUCUGCUGAAACGUCAUAGUGUUCUCCAUCAAUGUUUUUAAUGAGCUGUAUGCAGGGUCUAAUGAAUGUACAAAGUGAACCACAUGCUGUGGACUGAAACCUUGCCUAAUUAAACUGUUUACAGCUUGUUAAUCUGACACCGACAUGGUGUUUAACAAAGCCCUCCAUGUUCUACUAAAUUGUUAUGUUCACAAUUUGUAGUUGAUGUAUCUGAGUGAAUCUCUCGUUUCAGUGUAAUUCAGUCUGCUUCUUUUUUUUUUGUGACAAAAUCUGAUCCUUAAUUUGUUUAAUUCAGUGGUGAAGCAUGUCCUGCUUUUUAAAUAAACUUAUUAGUGUAAGAUGAGAGAAAUUUGAUGUAUUGAAAUUUAAAUGUUUGUUUCUGAAGCAGUCUGUCAUAAUCAAACUGAAAUGUGAAAAUCUCAAUCCAAUAAAACAUAUUUGCUACUGUUAAA